CAAGGCGUUCACAAAAAAGCACACUUCCCAGGACCAAGAGAAAGAAAGCCAAGAGAAAUCUGCGAAAGAAAACGGACGAUUAUUGGGGAAAAGGCGAGAGCGACGUAAAUAUACUUCGAGCAAGCGGCAAAAUUCACUCCUAAUAGACAAGUUAAUCGCCUAAAAUUGAACUGUUUUUUGCUAGGAAAAAAACAUCAAUGGCAGCUCAAGCUGGAAGGGCAAUUCAAGACCAAAAUCUAAAUGUUCAUCAUGAUGUGGCUCCUCUUGGAGUAAAGACCAGUUUCUCGAAGGCAGAGAAGAAUGGAAAGCUUAGUGUAAGGAAAGCGCUGAAUGAUAUAUCAAACUCUGGGAGGCCUUCCUCUCUCCAGACUGCAAAGAAGCAAAACUGGAAGAAUACAAUCUCCGUCGGAGAAGGUAUUGUUUCCUCUAAACUGCAAUCUUCUUUGGGAGAGAAGAUAACUGUCUCUAAGGCUGCAGAAACAGCUAAAGCUGGUGGUAGGAAAGCACUUGGGGACCUUACCAACUAUGGGAAACAACAUAUUCACCAAGCAUCGAAAAAGACGGGUAAGAAGCUGAGUGCUGUUGCUGAAGAUCAAAUUCUUCCCAACAACGUUGCAGAGGAAGGAUUUCUGCAUAAUCAUCAGGAAUGUGUCAAAGCACAGCUGAAAGGCCCGAACAUGAAAUACUUUCUGGAGAUAAUUGGGCUGGAUCAAGAUAAUACCAUGCACGUGGCCUCUCCGCGGGUUUCCCCCUUGCCAGUAAAAUUGAAGCCGGAGAGUCCUCCCAGGUACUUGGAAAUGGAAGAGAUUUCAGAACUCCCAUACGAAGACGAACAUCGUUGGAAAAAGACUCCCCAUGGAAGUCCAAAAUCGCCUCAACCUCAGUGGAAGGCUGAAUCGCCCAAAUUCAUGUUGAUGAAGGCACCAAAACUGCAGAAGCACUGAUGCUUCUUAGCGAGACGUUUUUUUUUUUGGCUGCUUGCUGGAAUUAUCCUAUGAUAAUUCUUUUGUUGUGUAGUUGGUCCUUGGAUAGAGCCAACAAGACCUGCUAGUUUUGUGUAUUCAGCUAUUUGCUUUUUACCCGCUUUUCUUAAUGAACAAAUCAUAGUUAAAAGUGGAUCUGG
Molecule: messenger RNA, 1123 nt
Organism: Diospyros lotus (date-plum)
Lineage: Eukaryota; Viridiplantae; Streptophyta; Magnoliopsida; Ericales; Ebenaceae
Product: protein PATRONUS 2-like
Exons: 5
Coding region: 198-944 (248 amino acids)
Biological process (GO): regulation of mitotic cell cycle
Source: RefSeq, a predicted model, not a curated record